UUUCCUGGGUGGAUGGCCUUCUCUGGAUCUAGCCUGUCAAAACUGCCCUAAGACAAGAGCAACGUGGGGUAAAGACGGAGUGAAAUGUAUGUUGAACUGCUAGCUUAUAUCACUAAACACACGUUGUAGCGGAUCGCGGCGGCUUUCCAAGAGUUUGGAGCUCAAACCCGAUCGGACGAGGCUUUGACUGGCAUGAGUCGCUACUAGCGCAGCUAACGUUACCUGCUCCAGGAGCGUUACGUUACAGCACGGCGUCUGAUCGCUAAUCAGGUGCUGUUCAGAUUUGUCGGCUCUGAUUGAGACCUGAGCAGGCCAAGAGAGAAAUCCACUGUCCCCUUCCCCGACCUCCUGUUCCUGACCCUCUCUGAAACACAUCUUUCACCAUGAAUGAAGUCAGUAUAGUCAGAGAGGGCUGGCUCCACAAAAGAGGUGAGUACAUCAAGACAUGGAGGCCCAGGUACUUCAUCCUGAAGAGUGAUGGCUCCUUCAUCGGAUACAAGGAGAAGCCUGAUGUAACAGACCAGAGCUUACCACCACUCAACAACUUCUCAGUGGCAGAAUGCCAGUUAAUGAAGACUGAACGCCCCCGGCCCAACACAUUUGUCAUCCGUUGCUUACAGUGGACCACCGUUAUUGAACGCACCUUUCAUGUUGACAGCAAUGAGGAAAGGGAGGAGUGGAUGAGGGCUAUCCAAGCUGUGGCCAACGGUCUGAAGAUGCGUGAACAGGAGGAGGAGGAACCCAUGGAUGUCUUCGGCUCCCCAAGUGAAUGCAGCCUGGAGGAGAUGGAGGUCGCCAUGUCCAAGAGCCGCACCAAAGUGACAAUGAGCGACUUUGAGUACCUGAAGCUGCUUGGCAAGGGGACGUUUGGGAAAGUGAUCCUGGUCAAAGAAAAGUCCACUGGUGUGCACUAUGCCAUGAAAAUACUGCGCAAAGAGGUCAUCAUCGCCAAGGAUGAAGUGGCCCACACAGUUACAGAAAGCAGAGUGUUACAAAACACGCGGCAUCCCUUCCUCACGACACUGAAAUACGCUUUCCAAACCCAUGAUCGGUUGUGCUUUGUAAUGGAAUAUGCCAACGGAGGCGAGCUUUUCUUUCACCUGUCACGGGAACGAGUGUUCACGGAAGACCGGGCGCGAUUCUACGGCGCUGAAAUCGUGUCAGCACUGGAGUACCUCCAUUCACGUGAUGUAGUUUACCGGGAUCUAAAGCUGGAGAAUCUGAUGCUGGACAAGGACGGCCAUAUCAAAAUCACUGACUUUGGUCUGUGUAAGGAGGGCAUCACCCCUGAUGCCACCAUGAAGACUUUCUGUGGAACUCCUGAGUACCUGGCGCCCGAGGUCCUAGAAGACAAUGACUACGGCCGGGCGGUGGACUGGUGGGGUCUGGGUGUGGUCAUGUAUGAGAUGAUGUGUGGCCGGCUGCCUUUCUACAACCAAGACCACGAGCGUCUGUUUGAGCUCAUCCUCAUGGAGGAGAUCCGCUUCCCCAGGAACCUGGCACCAGAGGCCAAGUCCCUGCUGGCCGGCCUGCUCAAGAAGGACCCCAAGCAGAGGUUAGGUGGAGGUCCUAAUGAUGCCAAAGAAGUAAUGAGCCACAAAUUCUUCAUCUCCAUCAACUGGCAGGAUGUGGUACAGAAGAAGCUCACCCCGCUCUUCAAGCCGCAGGUAACAUCAGAGACGGACACCCGGUACUUUGAUGACGAGUUCACUGCACAGACCAUCACGCUCACACCCCCAGACAAGUAUGACAGUCUGGAUAGUGAGGAUACCAACCAGCAAGCACAUUUCCCCCAGUUCUCCUAUUCUGCUAGCAUAAGAGAGUGAUACUGUCCCCACCACCACCACCACCACACACACACAAAAACACACACAGCAAACACACACACACACACAUGAGGCAUGAAGACAGACACCCCAUACAGCUGUAAAUGACCAGAAUCUCCGUACAACACAGUGGAGUUUUGGUCCCGGCAGGAUCCAAGUGCCUAGACUGGCGGCCAUAUUGCUCUCUACAAGCCCCCCUCCCUCGUCCACACUACGGACAAAGCCUGGCCGCGUUGGCUGUACUGUAUCAAACUGGACUUCUGUACCUCACACUGUCAUCAGCACAAACCAACAACACAAUCAGGACUCCGUCAAGCACCUUCGGAUGGCCUAUACCUGACUGCUGCUGCUUCUCUGGACUGUAAAACCACCGGUCAUUUCUAGCGCUCUUUCUCUCCCUCUUAUUUUUAUAAGUCUUCUAAGUCUUAUAAGAAGCCAUACAGUUUCUCCGCAACUUUUCCAAGUGCUCUUCUUUGGAGCUGGCUGUUACCAGUGGUGACAAGCCACUCCUUGCAUGAGAGUGGGGGACAAGUGUGGCAAUUUAUAGGCUGUUUUUUUUUUUUUUUUUUUUUUUUUUUCCUGCUAGGUGUGUGUUUCUUGAGAAAACGGGCAUCAAAUCCAAAAUGAAUGUCAUCAUAUUUGUCGGAGAGAGAGUGUGAGAGCAUGAGGUUUAUUUUGUGUGUGUGUGUGUCUUUUAUAUAACGCUUGCCCAAUAUGCAUCAGGAACAACAGAUGAACUUGGUAAUACUGCAGAUACACGAGUCUCCUCAGUGGAAACCUAUUACAGUGCGAACAGUGAGGUGUGGGAGAGAGGGUGUCCUUUUUAACCUGUAUGCAAUGACAAAUUGAACUCGUAUUAUUAGUUUGCUCUUGUCUCGGAAUGUGAUCUCUGUUAAUAGAUCUCAAGUGCUACACAGCAGCGAAUGGGAAUUGGGAAUAGCUAAAUGCACAAGGUGUAUAUGUUAUUUUUUUAAAACAAGGUUUUUAAUUCUAACACUUUUUUUUUUUUUUUUGGAUCGUUGAUCAGAGAAAAUACACGCCAGCCAUGCAAUUGAAGAGGGUCAAUAAGCACUUAGUUACUUCAAGCAGACCUCAGUUUUCAGUUUUCUCAGAUGGACCAUGUGCAUACUGUAGAUGAAAGCUUCCUGGUUAGGUGUCUUUUUUUUUUUUUUUUUUUUUUUUUUUUUUUUUUGUCAACACCCAUUCAAAAUACCUAUUCAUAAACUGGGAGUAAUAAACACCCAAAUUUACUUUGGCACCAAACUGGGUGCCUUUGUAAAUUCAUUAUCUGUUCAUUAUUUGCUGAAUCCCCAUCGUGGCUGAGGGGCUAAUAAUAUCCACAUGAAGUUUACAGUCAUAGCUAAAUUAUUAUGCCAAGCUAAUUGUGUCUCUAAAGAGUGAAAAUAACUUCACAUCAGAUCAUAACUCACCAGCUUGUACUCUGCCAGCCAGAGUACACAGUGGUGGCUGUCAGUUUACUCUUUUUCACCUCCUCAUGGCCAAACUGUGUCUGUCCACCUGUUUUCUAAAUCCUAUUUUUCUGGUGUUCCUGUGCAUCCAGUGUACUUUUUUUCUCUUCAAAUUAGCAUGUGACAUUGGAUGUGAGUGGAAAUACCUGAGCUGCACGCCAUACGUUAAAAGGGAGCUGGAGAACUGAAAAUCCUCAUCCAGGGAAGCUGAUGCAUUUCAUGAACAUGGUCCAUUGUGAAAUUUGUGUUUCAGUGCAAUUACUCCUUGCAAUGACGUCUCUUUUUUUUUUCCUUUUUCUUUUUCUCCUUUUGAAUUUUCUCAGUUCGUCCCAUCCAUCAAAAUACGACAGCACAGUGGAACAUUAUGAAAUGUUAACUGGGAAGGGUGCACCUUUUUCAAGGUGCAGUAUUGGGUGUGUUAUAACCGGAAAUGCGCCCACCUUUGUAUUUGGUGCUACUCCUCUGAGUCACUGGCGAUGAAUAGAAGGCCAGUGCAGAUGACCCGCUUGAAUUCCCCAUCACUCAAAGUGCCCUCUGUCCCAUGUGCUGUUUUCAGUUUGUUUCCGUUAUUUUAUUAUUACUUUUUUUGUUUGUUUUUGCCUUGUUUUCCCCUCCGGUUUCUUUUCUCAACUUGCUGUUUUACCCCCAUCUUUUCCCGUAUCCCGAAACCCUUUGAACGAUGAUAAUCUCAAAUAAGGAAAUUCAUAAUGGUUGAAAGAAAUGUAUGAUGUUGUUUUUUUUUUUCCCAGUUACGUUAUUCUAUUCAAUCAAUCCAUUUCUUUUUGUCUAUGAAUGUAAUUCCGAAAGACAAUGAUCGAAUACAUGUUUUUGUCUUAAUACAU
Myripristis murdjan (pinecone soldierfish) is the source of this 4137-nucleotide messenger RNA. Its product is annotated as RAC-beta serine/threonine-protein kinase-like. The transcript has 14 exons. Lineage: Eukaryota; Metazoa; Chordata; Actinopteri; Holocentriformes; Holocentridae. The coding region runs from base 384 to 1826 and encodes 480 amino acids. The record is from RefSeq and is a predicted model, not a curated record. Gene Ontology annotation, biological process: protein phosphorylation. Gene Ontology annotation, molecular function: protein serine/threonine kinase activity; ATP binding.